UGUAACUAAAGAAUUUGAAUGUAAAACAUGUGAUAGACACUAUUAAAAAUACACUUCUCUUUUGUAAUUACUUUAAUUAGUGAUACGUUUUCAAAUAUAUACCUUACAUUCAUUACUUUUUGUAAAUAUUGUAUUGCUCUAAAAAUGGCUGCCAUACACCGAGAAGCUAUCCAGAAGCAAAUUCAACAGGACUGGGCAAAUCGUGAAUAUAUUGAAGUUAUAACUGGUAGCAUUAAAAAGAUAACGGAUUUUCUCAAUUCUUUUGAUAUGUCUUGCAGAUCAAGAAUAGCUGUCCUUAAUGAAAAACUCACAACACUUGAAAGAAGAAUUGAAUAUCUUGAGGCAUGUCAUUAAGAAAUAGAGCGUUAAUGAUUGCGAUGACAACUUGCCUUCGUCUAUAUCAGAGCCGCUCAAGCAGGCCUGUUCCGGGCAUGGGCACCUGGCGUUGCUCUCGGAAAGUGCUGUGGGCAAAACUAGGGGCAAGUGACAUCGACAGUCAUUAAAGCUAAGUAGGGAACAACGGUUAUGGUGGGAGUGUAGGCUGUAUCUUCAAAGCAUAAUUCUCAAUCUUAGGCCGGGUGAUUACUACUACAUUCAUACAGUGCCCUACCACAAGAUCAUUGCUCCAGAAGGCAUGGCUUACUACCCGAGUAUCGCUGUGUACUCGAGCUAGCCUGAUCACUGCCCCAUGGGCAACUUGCUGAGCGGCUCUGGUCUAUACUAUUGUCACACGAUACUCGUAAAUAUCGUUAGAAUAACUUGGCAUAGACUAAAAUAGGGAAACAGU
Habropoda laboriosa is the source of this 787-nucleotide messenger RNA. RefSeq names its product probable protein BRICK1-B (gene HSPC300). Gene Ontology annotation, cellular component: SCAR complex. Gene Ontology annotation, molecular function: protein-containing complex binding. The record is from RefSeq and is a predicted model, not a curated record. Gene Ontology annotation, biological process: cell motility; regulation of actin polymerization or depolymerization; actin filament organization. The transcript has 3 exons. NCBI's taxonomy places the organism in Eukaryota, Metazoa, Arthropoda, Insecta, Hymenoptera, Apidae. The coding region runs from base 145 to 354 and encodes 69 amino acids.